UGUGAGCGUCUGUUGUUUCUCUCAGCAGGCCUGGCCCACUGGCACGCAGCAGAUCCUCAUCCCGUCGUCAUGGCAGCAGGUCCCGGGCGUGGCCAUCCACAGCUCCGCCCACCAGUCCACUGUCCCCGAGUCCCCCCUGGAAACACUUCACUCAGAAGCUGCCGCGCAGCAGGGACACAGCUGGAGGAAUACAGCCCAGGGCCGCAGCCAGCAGGAGAGGAAGAAGGUGAAGGCCAGACGGGGAGAGAACAGGAACAGGGGUAUAUCUGCCGCGUCAUUGCUCAGCAGCAGCGGUGUGCCCCCGCUCAGCGCCGCGUGGUCGCAGCCCAUAGUCAUCUCCGACACACCCAGCCCGGCUGUCAGCAUCAUCACCAUCCACAGCGACACGGACACCGAGGAUGAGCGCAAGUUUCAUCCCGCCAGCGUCGGCCUGAGCCAGCGCACUAACGUCAUCAGCUGUGUGACGGUGCACGACUCGGACUCGUCCACAGCGAGCCCCCUGACCCCCCUCCCCCGCACGCUGAACCCAGCGGGCGGCGCGUCGUCUCGCCAGGCCAAGUCUCUGGCAGUGGUGGCGCCUUCAGUCAAAACCCAGGGCACGGAGCGAGGAGCUGCUUCACGUGGACGCCUGGACACUGUGAACUACAUAAAGCCGAAGAGAUCAUCCAACCGGCAGCCCUGCAGCUCCGGGGAGAGCAUGGAGCGGAACAGGCUGCUGCCGAGCCAGUCACACCCUUUAAACCUGAGUCAGGUCCAGCCGGUGGUCUCUUCCUCUCAGGAGCGCUCCCACAGCGACUCGUCUCUGCGCCGCCAGCCGACCUUCCCUCCGGUCGUCUCGUCUCACUACAACUUCCCCGAGGUGUCCGGCCCCGGCCUGUACGCCUACCCCGCCUCCACGGCCCUCUCCUCUGCCUCUCAGGCCAUGGAGCAGCUGCUGAGCCGCGGCCACGCCCCCCACGGACACUCCCCCUCCGCCUAUGCAGCACCGUACACCUCAGCGUCCUCCAGGAGGGACCCGUCCGGGCGGAAGGACUCGGUCAGCAGCCUGCUGCACGGCCUGCCCGCAGCCUACCAACACCCGUUUGCCGCCGGCUCUCCGUACGUCAGCGUGACCCCCCGCGCCGAGGCCUACAGCGCCUACCAGCUGAGCCCCCGGCGCCUCACACAGUACCCCUACCUAUAGGGGGGCACACACACUUUUAACACAGAAAAAAAAAUCUACUUCCCACAUACUAUGACAAAGGGAGUUCAAACUGUAUCUCUAGUAGAAUAACUGUUGUUUGCUGCUUCUGACUCUAAGGCGGCGUCUCUCUGUCGACUCAUUAUCCCUCUCUCGGGGCGUUUUUUAAAAUGGUAUUAUUUGACAUUAUAUUGGUUUAUUUUCCCUUUAACAAUAUUGUUUAACGCCCGUAUUUUAUCCCCAUCUUAUCCAGAUGUAUAAUUAUGGCAUUGUGGUAAAUGUAUUUUACUCCUGAUAAUCUUGAGGUGUGGUGUGAAGAGAGAUUAUCCUCCUGUCACGAGCUGACACUUUAGGCGAGCUUUUAGACGCCUGACUCACACGGCUAGUGAAGGGCUAGCUGACAAAGAGUUGCAAUUAUUCAUUUCUCAUGACCCAUGUUUUAAUGUUUUCACACUAAUCCAAUGAAACCCUGUGUUUUUUAGCGAACGUAUUAAUGACUGUACCUUAACCCUAUGUCUGAUUACUCACAAAUAUGUCUUUUUACUAUGUUCUAAAUUAUGUUUUGUCGGUGUGAGAAAGGAAGAGGAGGAGGAGGAGGAGGAAGAAGAAGAAGAAGGUCAGAGAAGAUGUGGAAUAAGAGAAAAGAUGUGGUGCAAACUGUGAUGGAUACAUGUUAAUUUAAGUGCACAUGUGAUGGUCUGUUAUUGUAGUGACAGUGUUUAGGCAAGAUUAAUCAUCUCCUUAUGCAAUAGAAACUUCUUUUUUUGAACUGCAUCAACUGAGUGCUGAAUGUAUAACUGAAGUACAGAGGGGGAGUAACCAGCCACAGGAACGACGUGAAAAGCUUUUGUUUUAAAUUGUUUAUGAAAAUAUUAACCUUCUUCCCUACUUUACUCUCCUUGAAAUAUUAAAAAAAAUCCAGUUUUAUGUGGACCGAAAAAUAUUCUAUAUCUGUGAAUCCUGAUUGUGUAGGACCUGCUCAUUUACUAAAACUGAUUUAUGGCCAGUUUGAAAUGUUUUAUGAUCGAUAAAGGCAGCAUUUUGUCCUGUUUUCGCCCCAUGACACUUAUAUGUUCACUAGAAAGUUGUAACAAACUACCCACACUGCUGUCCUGGUGAAAAUAAGGUCUUUUAGCAAAUAGGCUUCUGUGUUACUCUGUCUGAUGAGAGCCACUUUAACAGUUAUGACCCUUUAUAAUAAGUCAAAGGUGCAUCUGUCCAUUCAAUGUACAUGGUGUAUUAACCCCAGAAUAUGUGCAUUUCACUCGCGUCUAUAUAUAACAUUUUGAAUAACAGCUCUUCACAUGAGUUACUACAGUGUGUACAGCAGGCACAGGUCUCUCUGAUUUGUGCCUUUUCCUGCCACCAUGUUUUAGUUCAAGGUGAACCUCGGGAUGGUUUCUGUGGGUUAUGAAAGCUU
Messenger RNA from Notothenia coriiceps (black rockcod), 2600 nucleotides. Its product is annotated as homeodomain-interacting protein kinase 1-like. The transcript has 6 exons. The annotation marks the transcript as partial. Lineage: Eukaryota; Metazoa; Chordata; Actinopteri; Perciformes; Nototheniidae. The record is from RefSeq and is a predicted model, not a curated record.